CUAGUUUUCCACGAUCGUGGUAUAACCGCGGUGGUUACCGAGGGUGGCACGUGGCCAGCGGUCAGUAUUCGCCCCGCGGCCGGCCAGUGCACGCCAUGGGACACUACUGACCACUACAAACAUGACGGACGACAUACCAGAAACGGGUGCAGUGUUCACAUUCGGCAAGUCUCACUUCGCGGAGAAUGAGCCGAGCCACUUCUUCAUCAAGAACGACCCUAUAGUCGCCAUCUCCUGUGGAGACGAGCAUAGCGCUGUAAUAUGCCAAAAUGGCCGCGUAUUCGUGUUUGGCGGGAACGCGUGGGGACAACUAGGCCUGGGACAUAAGGACGAAGUGACAAGACCGAGUUGUGUAAAAUGGCUGAAGCCUCACAGAGCUCUCUUCGUGGCCUGUGGAAGAGCACAUACUGUUUUCGUCACCGACUCGAACGCGAUCUACACAGUGGGCUGUAAUGAUGAAGGUCAGCUGGGUACAGGGGACUUGGAGCACCACACAGUGCCUCAGUUCGUGGAGCUGGAAGGAGAGACCGGCCCUAUCAAACAGGUGUCGGCUGGGAGCAACCACACUGCUAUUCUUACUGAUGACGGGCGUGUGUUCGUGUGUGGCUCCAAUACUGAAGGACAGCUCGGCCUGGGUGAGGACACGCGCUCCUGCGUCAAGUUCACUGAACUCAAGUUCAUGGAGAAGAUCGCCUUCGUCGAGUGCGGAUAUUAUCACACUGUGUUUAUUACUGCCAAAGGCGCAGUGUUCGUAACAGGAGAUAAUGAGAACCAAAAACUUGGAAUACCAGACAAGCCCUCCACGGUAUAUGUACCCGAAGUAUUACCUCUUACCCUACCAAUCAAGAGUGCAUGUUGCGGUGCAGCCCAUACAUUCUUACUCUCCAUGGACGAAAGCAAGAUCCUGGCCUUCGGGUCCAACGAAAAAGGUCAACUUGGCCUUCCCAAAGAGGUGGAACACGUCACAGAACCCACUGAAAUAGAUAUGGAGAAGAUGUUUGAUGGAUACCAACUGAAGCUAGUCGCGUGUGGAGCGAUGCACACUGCAUUUGUCACAGACAACGGAUUGCUUUACGCCUGCGGUGAGUCCCGGCACAAUAAACUGUGUUUGGAAGAAAUUGACGAUGCCGGCAACGCAAACGAGGCAGGCGCCAAUCAAUACACACCUAAGCGGGUCACUGCUAUGAAUGGGCACAUAGUAGACAAUGUGGCCUGCGGGGGCUGCCAUACGUUACUGACUGCCACCAAAGGCUCUAACGCGGACUUCACUAACAACGACUUCAAUCUAGUCAACGAACAAACCAGACAGAUCUCUUUAACCGAACUUCCACCGCUACAGAAGGUACCAGCCAUGAAUAAAUCCGAAGAACACUCGCAUGUAAUCGAGGACAUCACGAACUCCAACAUUGACGUGCAUAACACCGAUAACGUGAAUGGAAAUGUGAACGAAGAGACCGGAUCGAUAGAUUCAUUAGAGGCCAACGUCAGCGGCUCCCACAUAGUAAACAUAAACGACCUUGAGAACGAAAACGGAAGCACGCAUGACGCGCCCGACGUAAACACUCAACCGAUUGAUGGAGAAACCAAAGUCAUGGAGGUCAUGGAGAGUAUGGACACUAUGGCUGAUAAGGCGGAAAGUAAAGUUGAAGAAAUUGUUACAAGUGUUACAGACAAAGUUAAUGAGAAAGUGGAAAUAGUUGAAGAGUUUGUGAAAAAAGCGGCGGUAGUGCCUCCUGUGAUACACGAUGAAGCGAAGAAAAUACUGGACAUUCCUGACAAAAUGACAGAGGUAGCAAAUUCACCUCCACCAAAGACGCCGAUAUUACCGGAACUGUUACACAUUCCUGACUUGAGUCAAAUAAGUCCGGUGCUUAGUAAACACAGUGAUGAUGGGCAAAAAAGUGAGGCGGGGCAAUCAGAGAACGAAACCAUUCCAUGUGGGUCAGACAAAUCUAGUCCACAAACAGGCAAGACAAAGACACAAGCUGUGAUGCCUAUUGUUAGGAGUGAAGAUCACAUCGACGGCGUUGAAGAUGGGGAGCAUAAUGAAGAAGGUGACGUUGUAGUAAACAAAUCUCCGGAGAAAGGACGCUUCGCACGCAUGUUCCAGACGAUCAGAGAUAAAGAACACUCGUGUAUGGGCAAAGGGAAAGUUAUUGAAGAAAAAGUUGUUGAGAACGUCCACAAAGGCAUCGACACAGCUGAGGACAGCAUCCAUAAGGUUGAGGAAACCAUUGAGACAGAAAUCAGGAACCAAACCAACUCCAGAACGUGCACGAUACUAUAAUUGUUUCCAUCUUCUCCUACAUUUAGCUUAAAUAAAACCUUUGUAUUAUUGCUACUUGUUUACUUUUUAUUCUGUUAUUUAAAAAGUAUUUUAAAACGUUACGUGUAUCAAAGUACUGGAUUAGUUACUUCGAUUUUUAGAGUAGAAACUGCGACUAGGUAAACGUAAUGUAGGCGUCCUCCCUUCCAGCUUGGUGAAGUAACAGGACAUUCCCAAGCUAGCUGGCAGUGGUUACAUACAAAAAGGCCGUUGAAGAGGCUUGGUAUCGAACGAGGAACGGAAACGAACUGAUAAGAGUGUCUAAUAUAGUAACCACGGUAAAAAACUUACAAAACAUUUUGAUUAAAAAAUAUUUAUUUGUGUUAUCACUUAGAUUAUACAAAGUACAAAUAUUAAACUGUCAAACACCAAGUGGUCACCGGUGACCGCAACCUAUUGUUCUUUAAUUGUGUCUAUAAAUACGGUACUCGACGAGUUAAGUAUAUUAUCACAGAAAUACUCUACAUAAUAAUGUACUUCACCAAUAGGUACUCAACUAUUCGUACGAGUGAAUAGGAAAUUCAUUGUAUUAUGAGGUUGACAUGGAUAU
Messenger RNA from Spodoptera littoralis (African cotton leafworm), 2876 nucleotides. Lineage: Eukaryota; Metazoa; Arthropoda; Insecta; Lepidoptera; Noctuidae. The record is from the annotation of a GenBank genome assembly.